AUGACACCUUCAGCCUCUCUCACUCCCCGCCCACCCUCGAGGUCUGCCGAGGUUAUUUUCUUCCAGCAUCACAAGUUCCAGAGUCUCAAGGAACAAGCUCAAUGCUCGGCCUCCUCCAUUGUUCGACUUGCGUGCGCAAUAUGUUUGCAGGCUUUCUCACCAAGUGGGAGUAUCUGCUUGGCUUUCCAAGGCAAAGAAAAGGCCUGGAAACUUUGGAGCAAAAGCAUUGAUCGAGGUGACAGGGUGUUACCUCUUCUCCAAGGCGGACUUGACACCCCGCAGACAACUCAAUCUGCGGACGAGGAUAUCUUCAGACAUGCGCUAUCUGUCUCUGCUCUUGAGGAAGAUCUUCAAACAUUUGAGAAUGGACCGUCAUUAGCAAGUUUGAAAGGAGUCUUUCAAGAUGUCGAAGUGCUCUUUGCUGCCAACCGGGACCACUUCACCCGAGGCAUCAUAUUGAGGUGUGAAUACACUGUAUCUUGUCUAUCAGACUGGCAAGCUAGAUGCAUUCUAUCCACCUUCCGUCAGGUGUUGGAGAACCUUGUCUCACGCCCUUACUCUAGAGUUUCUGAGAUUGAGCUCAUGAACGACCGCGACUACCAACAGUGCCUUGACUGGAAUCAACGCUCUCCGGAUCAUGUCGAUACAAAUGUGAGCGAUAUGAUCGACAAACGCAUCCGGAAUUCUCCCCUUAGCCCAGCUGUGGAUGCAUGGGACGGUCUCAUGUCAUACACUGAGCUUGACGCAGCUUCUUCCAGAGUUGCUCAAGAGCUUCGCGAGCGCGGUGUCGGCCCCGAAUCUACGGUUGCUCUAUUCUUUGACAAGAGCAUGUGGAAUAUCGUAGCCACUGUGGCAGUUCUCAAGGCCGGCGGCGCAUUCGUUCCCUUGGACCCCUCACAGCCCGACAACCGAAUCUCUUCCAUUUUAGACCAAAUCCAGGCCAAGGUUAUUAUGUGUUCCGAAGUGUAUAUCCAGCACCUGCUACACUUCUCCCAGGAAGUGUUUGGCUUGGGCAAUUCUUGGGCCGACAAGGCCCCUGCCCUCAUCUCUAGAAGCGCUUCGACCGUUCGCCCAUGGAACCUAGCGUAUAUCAUGUUCACCUCAGGAAGCACUGGAGAACCAAAAGGUGUGAUGAUUGACCACGCUGCGUGCGCAUCAAGUGUCAUGGCUCACGGUCAGGCGACUAGUUUUAAUCAAAACACCAGGACUCUCCAAUAUGCUCGACACACUUUUGAUGCAUCGAUUGCGGAGAUCUUGACUACACUUGCCUUCGGGGGAUGUGUAGUCAUUCCAUCAACAGAUGAGCGGCUAGACAACAUCACAGCUGUCAUUCAAGAGAAGAGAGUGAACUGGGCAUUCUUCACGCCUUCAGUUAUUCGUCUACUGGAGCCUUUUGCGGUUCCUGGCUUAACAACUGUGGUCAUCGGCGGCGAGCCUCUGGGCCAAGACAAUAUUGAGACGUGGGCGGCCGGCCGCAAUCUUAUUCAUGCGUACGGCCCUACUGAGAACACGGUGUUCUCUACUAUGCACCCAUUGUCACUUUCAUCCAAGGCAGGGGCGAUUGGACGCGGCGUUGGUACGCUGUGUUGGAUUACCGACCCUGAGGAUCCCAAUCGUUUGUCACCCCUGGGAGCAGCUGGCGAGCUGCUCCUUGAGAGCCCUCAACUUGCAAGGGGUUACUUGAACUUUGCAGACAACGAAGGUCCAAACCAAGCUUUUGUUCGAGAUCCGCCUUGGCUUGCUAAACAUGGUCGACGGUCUAGACUGUACAAAACCGGAGACCUGUGUCGCUUUGACGAGAACGGUGUAAUUCACUUUGAAGGCCGGAAGGACACUCAACUCAAAAUAUCCGGGCAACGUCUGGAAGCUUCAGAGGUUGAGUACCAUCUUCGAGCAGCGUUCCGCACUCCCGACAUCGUCGUAGAUGUGCUCAAUCGACCGACUCAAGAUACGAAGGCACAGUCUAAAGUGCUCGUCGCUUUUGUUUGCCUUGACAGAGAGUCUAACCAACGACCAGACAAUAUGUCAAGCUAUAUCAUGACUCGGCGGUACCCACCUCUCCUAGAGGCAAUCCCCGAAGUCGAAGAAGAGAUAUCUCAAAAGCUUCCAUCAUGGAUGCGCCCAUCGAUAUAUAUCCCUCUCUCUGGUUUCCCCUUGAGCCCAAAUGGCAAGGCGGAUGUCAAGAGACUCCGACAUGAAGCCGCGUCCUUGACUGUCGAGCAGUUCUACCUCUUCGCCCAGACCGACUCUCUCAUACAGGUUGAAGAGACACCACAGCUCCGUCUCAUGCGGAACCUCUGGGCUGAAGUCCUUGGUAUUCAGUCUGUCGCGAUCUUGGCUUCGAGUAGUUUCUUCCGUCUUGGCGGAGACUCACUCGCGGCCAUCAGCCUAGUCACGGCUGCUCGCAGAAAAGGGUUGCAAUUGAGUGUUGCUCAGAUUUUCAAGAGUCCAUCUUUGCACGAUCUUUGCCGACUUGCGACUGAGUUCAAGAAGACUACAGUUGAGAUACGGUCGUUCGAGCUUGUAAACAAAGAAAGCUUCGGGGAUGUACUCGACGAGAUUUCCUACGAAUGUGCUAUUGGCACAGAAGACAUUGAAGAUGCAUUUCCUUGUACUCCGUUGCAAGAAGGUCUCAUGGCACUAUCUUCUUCAACUUCCAACUCUUACUUGGUUCAAUACGUUCUUGACCUCCACGUCGACAUCGAUAUUGCAAGGUUGAAGAUGGCUUGGGAGACUGUUGCCGAGACCCAUGGAAUGCUCCGCGUUCGAAUGGUUGAUACCUUUUCUUCGGGUAUACUCCAAGUCAUCGUCCGUGAGAACCUGUCUUGGAAUGAGAGUUUCAACCUCGAAGAGUAUCUUGAGAUGGACUUGAACGCACCAUCAACCUUUGGAAUGCCCCUCAAUCGGUUCGGUAUUGUCUAUGCCGCAAACGGGGACGCUUGUCACAUGGUAUGGACGGUGCACCACGCUGUGACUGAUGGCCAAGCUGUUGGCCUCACUUUUCAAUCAGUACGGGAUGCGUUCCAUGGUGCUCUGAAGCCAGCUGAAACUUCCUUUGCGUCGUUCAUGAAGCAUUUCAAGGACAUGCAUAUGGAAUCUGCAUCGAGGUACUGGAGCUCAGUCUUUGAGGGAGCAGAAUUUGCAUCGUUCCCGAGGAAGCCAUCCGCAGUGCAUGGUGCCCUAGAGCAUCAAGGUCCAGCUUUUGCCCGUCGACAGGUCCCUGUACCAUCAUCAAGCACAGAUGCCACCACGACUACAGUGCUGCGAGCAGCUUGGGGAUUGGUCAUCAGCCGCUUUAGCAAUUCUGACGAUAUCGUCUUCGGUGUUACAUCGUCUGGAAGGAAUGCUCCUUUUGACAACAUUGAAGCCAUUCUCGGGCCAAUCAUCGCGACUGUUCCACUGAGGAUACGAUGCAAUGGCACGUCGACUGUGCGCGACUUGCUUGACAGCAUACAGAUGAGCACAAUCAACAUGAUUCCGUUCGAGCAGAUAGGAAUACAGAACAUUGCUCGCAUCAAUUCUUCAUGCCGAUCAGCCUGCGACUUCCAAACCAUGAUGAUCGUACAGCCAGAGGUCGAUAUGGCUAUGACGGGCGGUCCAUUCGUCGGCUUUCACAGGCCUCAGGACCUUGACAAGUUCAGAUCUCACGCUGUAAUGUUCGAGUGCAAUCUUGCGCAGCAUGAGGUCUUUUUGAAUUUAAACUACGAUCCUCGGUACAUCGAACCUCUCCACAUGGAACGCCUCGUCGACUAUUUCGAAAGCGCUCUUGAGUUCCUGGCAUCUUCGGAACACCAAGUCCUGAAUGAGUUCUUCCGCAGACCCCUUGCAAAGGAUCUUGCCAAUAUGUCGAAGUGGAAUCAGCAUCCGACUCAAACGAUUGAUUCGUGUGUUCACGCCAUUUUUGAGGAACACGUGCGCACCCAGCCUGACUCUCAAGCUGUUUUCGCGUGGGAUGGUCUUCUCACCUUUUCCCAACUCGACACAAUGGCAUCUCAGCUUGCUAGAGUUUUGAUGGAGCUGGGUGUUGGGCCAGAGAAGAUGGUACCUUACUGCUUCGAAAAGUCGAUGUAUACCAUCGUCUCGAUGCUUGCCAUUCUCAAAGCUGGAGGAGCGAUGGUACCUCUUGACCCCGCACAUCCACCUGACCGUAAAGCGUUCAUUGUCAACAACACGAUGGCAAAAGUGGUCGUUGCUUCUAGUGCCAAUGCAGAUUCGUUCUCUGGACUGGAUGUUCACACUGUUGUUGUUGACUCCAUUUUCUUCGCCAAGGUUGAGGAAGUUGGAGUGGCCACCUUUUCCAAUCACGACGUUCAACCAUGCAAUGCCGCAACUGUGAUCUUCACAUCUGGCAGCACUGGACAGCCUAAAGGUGUCGUUCAAGAACACAAGACCUUGUGUUCUGCGGCCAAUGCUCAUUCUGAUGGGAUGCACAUGUCCAAGACCUCAAGGAUCCUCCAAUUCUCAUCCCAUGUCUUUGACGUCAGCAUCAUUGAGAUCAUCAAUUCGUUCGUUCUUGGAGCUUGUAUCUGUGUGCCGUCUGAUGAAGAGAGGAUGAACAACCUCGCAGAUUUUGUUUCGAGAUCUCAGGCGAAUUGGGCCUUCUUCACACCGUCUUUCGCACGAACUCUUGAGCCAAAAGAUUUUCCCAGCAUGAAGACUAUCUGCAUGGGUGGAGAAGCUAUGACAAUGGAUUGCAUCGAGACCUGGUCUGGGAUCGUGCAGCUCAUCAAUGCUUACGGGCCUUGCGAAGGCAGUGUCUGUACCACCGCUGAUAUCAGCAGCGGUGGGUUCAAGACAGACUCCAUUGGUCAUGGAGCCAAAACCCUCACCUGGAUCGUCGAUCCGAGCAAUCAUGACAUCCUGGCACCAAUUGGUAGUGUCGGCGAGCUUUUGAUCGAAGGGCCAAGUCUUGCUCGUGGAUAUCUCGGUGAUGCAGACAAAACAGCCAAGUCGUUCAUCACCAAUCCAGCCUGGAUCACCGAGAUCGAAGCUGGUAGUGCACUCAGAAGAAUGUAUAAAACAGGCGAUCUCGGAAUGCUGAACUCCGAUGGUUCGAUAUCCUAUCUUGGACGAAAAGAUACACAAAUCAAAUUGCGCGGACAGAGAGUUGAGCCCGGAGAAGUGGAACAUCAACUCGCCCAGCUGUUGCCCUCGGGCUCUAUCGUAGCUGUUGAUGCAAUCGUACUUUCAGGAUCUUCAAGCAAGUCGCUGGUUGCUUUCAUCCAGCUGGAAAACCAUGGUUUUGGUUUUGCGGAGAAGAGGGACAUCAUCGAGGGGCUUGCUGAUCGCUUGAAACAGCAGCUGGCUUCGGUGCUUCCUGCCUACAUGGUUCCUUCGCACUUGAUCCCCGUCGAAAACAUUCCAUUCACCCCGACUGGAAAGCUUGAUCGGCGCACUCUGAAGGAAGAUGCUUCGGCUUCGAGCAUUACAGACAAGCUAGGAAGCGGCAUUAUUGAUGAAGACGCCGACAUGCUAGCAGCUAGCGAGCACAUUGCUCUGAGCAUUAGCAACAAGCUGGCUCAGCUCCUAUCGGUUGGUGAUCCCCGGAGAUCGAAAGUCCUGCGUGGUCACAACUUCAACCCUUACUACGCUGGGAUGGACUCUAUCCAGGUCAUCUCUUUGUCAACAUUCGUUCGAAAGAGCUACAAUGUCAGCAUCCCUAUCCAAAAGUAUAUGAACAGCGCGGCAACCGUCAGAGAUAUUGCUCAAUUGGUCAUUGAAGAUCAGCAAGGAUCUCACGAUGACACCACUAUCGACUUGAUGCAGGAGAUUGAAGUUCAUGAUCAAGUCCUUGCAGCCUCGCUGUUGCCGAGAUCACAUGCAGUGGUUGAGACUAUACAUGCCCCUCAGAUCAUCCUCUUAACAGGAGCUACCGGGUUUCUCGGAAACCAACUGCUGGCUCAAAUCUUGCAGCUGCCGCAGAGUCGCAAGGUCGUGGUGUUAGUUAGAGGUCAAGACUCAGCCCACGCCACUGAGCGACUCUUGUCUCUUGCUCGUGGUAGCAGCUGGUGGCAAGAAGAGUACGUCAACCGUAUCGAAGUUUGGCAUGGCGAUCUAUCUCUUCCACAUCUUGGUCUUGCAGAAGCCCUGUGGUCUCGACUCGAUGGUUCAAGUAUCGAUGGUGACUUGAUCGAUGCGGUCGUCCACAAUGGGGCAGUUGUCAACUGGAUGGCGGACUUCCAGGCCUUGACACCAGCUAAUGUUCUUUCCACGGUCAACAUUCUCGCAGCUUUGACAAAAGCGACGGCAUCUCGUUCAGUUCGGCUGACUUACGUAUCAGGCGGUCACUUGUCCACCUCUCCAGACGAUGUCGAAGAAAUCGCCGCGGAGCUGAAGUCGUAUCCAGCCUACAGUCAGACCAAAUUCGUUGCUGAGAUCCUUGUUGCGCGAUACGCUGAGCGACUCACUCGUGCUGGUUUCGGCUGUUUGGCCACAAUUGUGAAACCUGGCUUGAUCAUGGGCAGCUCCUCCGAUGGCAUUUCCAACACGGAUGAUUUCCUUUGGCGAUUGACAGCCAGUGCAUUAGAUAUGGGGAUGUUCAAUGACAGCGAACGCGACCUGUGGCUCGCUGCAGCAGGUGUUGAUCUCGUAGCCAACACCAUCCUCGAUAGCUGCUUCUACCAUGAAAACAGCGGAGAUUAUCCCGUUAUCAAGAAAGUCCUCAACGGUAUCACCAUGGGAGAGUACUGGGACAUUGUCAAAGAGGAAACAGGCCGCGCAAUGGAGCCGACAGACUCCAAACGUUGGUUGAGAAGCCUGCACGAGGAGGUUGAGGCGAAAGGGCCAAGCCACAGGCUGUGGCCGGUCCUUCAUUUUGUCGAAGAUACAGGCGGCAAACUCGGCCAACCUCUAGGGGUAAUGUCAAUUGACAACCAGCUGGAAUAUCAAGACUCGGUCAAAACAUCCCUCAGGAAGAGCCUGCGAUACCUGCUCGCCAUAGGAUAUAUGCAGACAAGUAGGAGAAGUAGUGUGGAUGGAGAUAGCUCCAGCGAGCCGACUCUUUCAAUCCCGAGGCCAAUGGUCUUCUCAAGAACGCCGACAACGCCAGUAUGGACCCAAACUUCGACCGAUCAGAAACGCCUAGGAUAUGGGAACGAGGGGGACGUGAAGCUGGCGGGAACUGUUGUAGUUGCACCGUUGAGAACACCCAGCCCCUCGUCAGAUUUUGUACCGAUCGAGUAG
Colletotrichum phormii is the source of this 7182-nucleotide messenger RNA. Its product is annotated as non-ribosomal peptide synthetase. Gene Ontology annotation, biological process: secondary metabolite biosynthetic process; amino acid activation for nonribosomal peptide biosynthetic process. Gene Ontology annotation, cellular component: cytoplasm. The transcript is spliced from 2 exons. Lineage: Eukaryota; Fungi; Ascomycota; Sordariomycetes; Glomerellales; Glomerellaceae. The record is from RefSeq and is a predicted model, not a curated record. Bases 1 to 7182 code for a protein of 2393 amino acids. Gene Ontology annotation, molecular function: catalytic activity; phosphopantetheine binding.